AUGCGAUUUUCUCUUCGUACCUCUCCGGUACCGACAUGUCGCUCAUCUAAAUAUGCUAUCUAUAUUGGUGGGACGUCAUGGAGUCGGCCUUCUGCUCCUUAUUCAGUAGUAACAGCCCCAAAAAAAACGAAAUCGACAAGAUCUUGCCCAGGUGGAGUAACGAUACCACCAUUUAGACCUGUCGUGAAAGAAGAACAACGAUUUGUAUGCGUCAGCCAAAAUUCAAACGUGAUUAUGCGGCUGGGUGAGGCCAAAGAAGUUGAUGCUAGUGUAAAGACGUCGGAGUACGGUAGCUGUGAACCAAGCCCUACCAACGCAUCUCAAGGACUUCUGUGUUCUCAUCAAGAUUCUGAUUACGAUAAUGACUAUGCUGUUCAGGAGUUCCAACGUUAUGAGGCUGAAAUUAGGAAGUUAAAGCGUCGUCUGAAAGAUGAUCGGUACCGGUAUAGAGAACAGAUUAUUAGUGCUCAGAACGAAGCUGAACUGCUCCGCCGAGAAGCGAAGAAGAUUAGUCGUUCAUUAACUUUGAUGCAGAGGACUAUUGACUGUGAACGUCACAAAAAUCAAAAUCUCAAGCGACGUCUUCGGGACUCAGAAAUUGUUAUAAGUCAGCUGCGAGAAGAAAUAGCUGCUUUAAAGAAGAAUGAGGCUGAACGUGAACGUUUUGAUUCCUUUGAAGCUGCGGGAGCAUCUGGCGCUGUUGGUGCAGGCGAAGCUUUAUGUGCGCUUACCCAGUCGAAUGCCGACCUCUUCAGCGUGGACCUCAAUCCGCAGUUUAGCGAUGCUCCAGAUGAAGUUCGAAACUUUCGCGUCACUCACUAUGACACUUCUAGCGUGGUUGAAACACCUAGGUCAUCGUCGCCUUUAGUUGAAAUUGUGAAACCUGACACGUGCACUCAUGAGGAUGUUAUCUGCAAUGAAGAGUUCGAAAAUGAUCCGAGAAGCUCAGUGAGACGAUCAUACUCGGACAGCGAAUUACCAACGCUUGUUGCAGCCUUGCAGACUGAAGAUGCGCCUAUUGAAGGUGCUCCCUCCCAAGUUGCCUCAUCUCCAACUGUUGAACCUAGACACGGAACGUCAGAAAACUAUAGUGAAAAACUGAAUGAUGGUAAUAUAUGGUCAUCAGAUGACGAAUCUGCUGCCCAGGAAUUGAUUUGCAAACAGUUACGACGCCGUGGUGACGUCGUUCGAUUUAUCCCUCCCAGACGAACUAUUCGCGACAUCAACUUUAGGCACUUUGGGCAGAAAGAACGUAGUGCACUUGCUGAAUUUGAUUAUCUGCACGACCUUAGUACAGAUGCUAGUGCUAUAGCCUCGAGUCCAGAUUAUCCGAAUUGUGUUUCUAACUGUGCCCUCAACGGGUCUCAAUUAGUCAAUUUAAGUUAG
Molecule: messenger RNA, 1386 nt
Organism: Enterobius vermicularis (human pinworm)
Lineage: Eukaryota; Metazoa; Nematoda; Chromadorea; Rhabditida; Oxyuridae
Source: the annotation of a GenBank genome assembly